Sphaerodactylus townsendi is the source of this 2624-nucleotide messenger RNA. RefSeq names its product piwi like RNA-mediated gene silencing 4 (gene PIWIL4). Gene Ontology annotation, cellular component: P granule. Gene Ontology annotation, biological process: regulatory ncRNA-mediated gene silencing. The record is from RefSeq and is a predicted model, not a curated record. Gene Ontology annotation, molecular function: protein binding; piRNA binding. The transcript has 19 exons. Lineage: Eukaryota; Metazoa; Chordata; Lepidosauria; Squamata; Sphaerodactylidae. The coding region runs from base 104 to 2458 and encodes 784 amino acids.
UAUCGCCACGUCGUCUGCAGAAAAUGCUGCUCCGAGCCGCCCAGGAGACAGGAAGAGCCCUCCUAAAUAUGGCUUUUCUGUUGCCGGUUCUGGUUACAAAGUGAUGGAUCGAGGGGGUAGAAUCCGCUGCAGUUUCCCGGACAUGGGAGUGAAUACCCGACAGUCAAUGGUGCAUGUACAAAAUGAUAAAACAGGAUCGAGUGGCAUUCCCAUCAAAAUCAUAACAAACCUGUUUGGGCUGUGGUUGCCCGUUUCAUGGCAACUUUUUCAGUACCAUGUUCAAUUUAGCCCAGAGAUGGAAUCGAGACGCUUGCGGAUGGCGCUGUUGUACAGCCACCCCAGAUUUCAAACAAAAGCUAAGGCAUUUGAUGGAGCUGUGCUGUUUGUUACAGAUAAAUUAGAAGACAAUGUCACAGAAUUGUCUUGUGAAACCAAAAGAGGAGAGGCUGUCAAGAUCACAAUUUCACUGACCCAACAGCUGUCUCCCAGCUCUCCUACAUGCAUCCAGUUUUUAAACAUUAUCUUUAAGAAGAUUUUGAAAAAAUUGUCCAUGCACCAAAUUGGACGAAACUUCUACAGUCCUUCAGAUCCGGUAGAGAUACCACAGCACAAGCUGACUCUUUGGCCAGGUUUUGCUAUAUCCGUUGGGCAGUUUGAGAACCGAGUGAUGCUCUGUGCAGAUGUGAGCCAUAAAGUCCUUCGUAACGAGAACGUCCUGGAGUUCAUGACCAACCUAUACAACACUGUGGAUCCGGCACGUUUGGCAGAGACUUGUGAAAAAGAACUGUUGGGCCUCAUAGUUCUUACCAGAUACAAUAACAAGACUUACCGGAUUGAUGACAUUGAGUGGUCCGUGAAACCUACGGAUUCGUUCCAGAAACGUGACGGCACUCAGAUCUCUUACGUAGAUUAUUACAAGCAGCAGUAUGAUAUAGUUGUAAGCGACCUGAACCAGCCAAUGCUUGUGAGCCAGCUGAAGAAUAAACGUGGCGGCGGCAGUGCUGAGCCCUUUGUGGUCUUCCUGGUUCCUGAGUUUUGCUAUCUGACAGGUUUGAGCAGCCGUGCACUUUCUGAUUUCCGUCUGAUGAAGGAUUUGGCGAAAGAAACUCACCUGACCCCUAGAACAAGACAACAGAGGCUGUCUAGACUUGCGGACAAUAUCCAAAGGAACAGAGAUGCUCGCAUGGAGUUGGAGACCUGGGGGAUGCAGUUGGGGUGCCAGACUUCUCUCACUGGCCGUGUGGUCACGACAGAAAAAAUCCUCAUGCAGGAUGUGAUUACGCCCCUGAAUGCUGGCGACUGGCUCAGAGAUAUGCGGAAUGUCAGGGCCUUGGGGGCGAGACCUCUGGAUAACUGGCUAAUGCUGGUUGGCAACAGGAACUCAGAGCUGGCCCAUAAUCUUGUGAACUGUUUGAGGAGAGUAGGAGGCCCCAUGGGCUUUCGUGUGGAAUAUCCCAAAGUCUUACAAGUACAAGAAAGCCCGCUGGCAUUUGUGCGAACCCUACGACAGCAUGUGAAUCCAGAGCUACAGCUGGUGCUCUGCGUGCUGCCUUCCAAUCAGAAGGACUGCUAUGACUCCAUUAAGAAGUUCUUGACCCUGGAGCACGCUGUUCCUAGCCAGUGCGUCCUUGCUCGUACCCUGAGCAAGCCGGGCAUGUUGAUGAGCGUGGCCACCAAAAUUGCAAUGCAGAUUAUCUGCAAGCUUGGUGGGGAGCUCUGGGCAGUUGAUAUACCACUGAAGUCCCUUAUGGUGGUUGGGAUUGACAUCAACAAAGACGCCACCAUCAAAGGAAGCUGUCUUGUUGGAUUUGUGGCUAGCACGAAUGUCAGACUUACCAAGUGGUUCUCACAGUGCAGGGUGCAAAAUUCCGGAGUCAACGUUGCGGAUUGCUUAGGGUUAUGCAUGGAAGGCGCCCUGUGUCAGUGGCAGAAGAGCAAUGCUGGACAGUUACCUGGACGCAUAAUCGUGUACCGGGACGGUGUUGGAGAUGGCCAGCUGAAGAUGGUGGUGGACUAUGAAGUCCCUCAGCUUCUUAGUGCCCUCGGUAAAUGGACUGGUGAUCUCAGGCCCAAGUUAACUGUGGUCGUUGUCAGGAAGAAAUGCCUCCUUCGCUUUUUUACUGAGGCCAACGGGGGCCUACAGAAUCCUCCAGUUGGAACCGUUAUUGAUACGGAAGCCACGCGUCCCGAAUGGUAUGACUUUUUCUUGAUCAACCAGCUUGCUCGCCAGGGUACCGUUAACCCUACGCAUUAUAAUGUGGUGUACGACAGCAAUGGGUUAAAGCCGGAUCAUAUGCAGCGUCUCACAUAUAAGAUGUGCCACCUCUACUACAAUUGGCCAGGCCUCAUCAGAGUGCCAGCUCCUUGCCAGUAUGCCAGCAAGCUGACUUUCCUGGUAGGCCAGAGCGUCCACCAAGAGCCGAGGCUGGAACUCGCCGACAAACUUUUCUAUUUGUGAAGAGUGUAGGGACCGGAAUUUUGAAGAGGAAGGAGCACCCGGCACAGUUUUGGUUUUAAAGGGGAAAACAUUAUACCGUUUUUAGAACUGCAGCAGCAAAAAUUACAGUUUGUUAUUGGAAUGAAGAGAACAGAUUGUUUGGAGUUGUUCCUAUGCCAUAGUUAUA